GUCAACUUGUCCUCGACAGGACUCACUACUCAGUCCGAACCAAGCGUAAAUCUCAAAGAACGAUCCAUCUAUAUAGACAAAGCUCUCACACUCUCUCUAAACGGUUCAUGGCGAUACUGCAGAGAAGAGCGCCGAUGUUGAAACCUAAUUUUCUCUCCCUUGUCCUUACUCUCUCUCUUCUUGUCGCGAUUUCAUCAGCGGGAGUCAUCUUUGAAGAGCGCUUCGAAGAUGGAUGGGAGAAUCGAUGGGUCAAAUCCGACUGGAAGAAAGAUGAGAACAUGGCUGGAGAGUGGAAUUACACCUCUGGCAAAUGGAAUGGAGACGCUAACGAUAAAGGCAUCCAGACCAGUGAAGACUACAGGUUCUAUGCCAUAUCUGCUGAGUUUCCUGAAUUCAGCAACAAGGGUAAAACCUUAGUAUUUCAAUUCUCCGUCAAACAUGAGCAGAAGCUCGACUGUGGGGGUGGAUACAUGAAAUUGCUCAGUGGUGAAGUGGAUCAGAAGAAAUUUGGUGGUGACACUCCAUACAGCAUAAUGUUUGGACCAGAUAUUUGUGGUUACAGCACUAAGAAAGUCCACGCAAUUCUAACAUACAAUGGUACAAAUCAUCUGAUCAAGAAAGAAGUCCCUUGUGAGACUGACCAACUAAGUCAUGUCUAUACUUUUAUCCUUCGGCCUGAUGCUACUUACAGCAUCCUCAUAGACAAUGUGGAGAAGCAGUCUGGUAGCUUGUACUCAGAUUGGGAUCUCCUCCCACCAAAGGAGAUCAAGGAUCCUGAGGCAAAGAAGCCCGAAGAUUGGGAUGAUAAGGAAUACAUUCCUGACCCUGAAGACAAGAAGCCAGAGGGUUAUGAUGACAUUCCAAAGGAGAUUCCAGAUCCUGAUGCCAAAAAGCCUGAGGACUGGGAUGAUGAGGAGGAUGGUGAGUGGACUGCACCAACCAUUCCCAACCCUGAGUACAAGGGCCCAUGGAAGCCAAAGAAAAUCAAGAACCCCAACUACAAAGGCAAAUGGAAGGCACCAAUGAUUGAUAACCCUGACUUCAAAGAUGACCCAGAUCUCUAUGUUUACCCGAAGUUGAAGUAUGUAGGAGUUGAGUUGUGGCAGGUGAAAUCUGGGACCCUGUUCGACAAUGUCUUGGUAUGUGAUGAUCCUGAAUAUGCUAAGCAGCUAGCCGAAGAAACAUGGGGCAAGCAAAAAGAUGCUGAGAAGGCUGCAUUUGAUGAGGCAGAAAAGAAGAGAGAGGAGGAGGAAUCAAAGGAUGAUCCAAUUGAUUCCGAUGCUGAGGACGGAGACGAUGAUGCAGAAGACAAUGAUACCGAUGACGACUCCAAAUCAGACUCAACGGAAGAUGAAGCCACCUCAGUGGAUGAUGAUGCACAUGAUGAACUAUAAGGUGCUUAUAUAUAUGGUGUUUUCUGCCCACAGCAGUUAGCAUUUGAGAGUUUUUCCAUUUCUACUUAUAUUCUUUGGCUGUAGCUUUUUGUUUUAGGGAAAAGAAAGGCUGCAUGAAACAUUUGUGGCUUAAUUGCUUUGAUUUCUCGUGACCCAGACAACAGAACUAAAAGAGAAACAUGUUUCGUUGUUUUAGAUUUAUAAAUUUGUUAAGAACAUAUGACGCUACUCCAGUGUUGUGAUUUAUUUUACUUUUAUAACAUUUUUAACCUUCGCAAAAGCACU
This is a messenger RNA of Olea europaea var. sylvestris, 1679 nucleotides long. RefSeq names its product calreticulin. Gene Ontology annotation, cellular component: endoplasmic reticulum membrane; endoplasmic reticulum. The transcript has 14 exons. Gene Ontology annotation, biological process: protein folding. Lineage: Eukaryota; Viridiplantae; Streptophyta; Magnoliopsida; Lamiales; Oleaceae. The record is from RefSeq and is a predicted model, not a curated record. Gene Ontology annotation, molecular function: calcium ion binding. The coding region runs from base 108 to 1394 and encodes 428 amino acids.